Messenger RNA from Paramecium sonneborni, 1899 nucleotides. NCBI's taxonomy places the organism in Eukaryota, Ciliophora, Oligohymenophorea, Peniculida, Parameciidae. The record is from the annotation of a GenBank genome assembly.
AUGAAGGAAAUGAGUUCCUUAUAUUAAUUUUCAUCUGAGAAAGUUGAUUUAAGUAAGAUGAUAGAAAAUGAUGAAUAAUUAUCCUAUGGAUAUGGAAUAUGGACAAGGUAUAAUCCAUUAAGUACAAUAUCUUAAGUAGGUGUUGUAAGUUUAUUUGAUAGUGAUUGUUAUAAUAUACAUAAUGUAGUUGAUGUCUGGAUUACCCACUUUAAAAAAUUAAGAAGAUAAUAUAAUUUAUAGAUAAUGAAGGUAAAGAAUAGAAAUUUGAAUUGAGUUUAGAUAGUUUUGAGUAUGAAAAUGUUUGGUUUUACUUGGAGUUAUAAUAAUGGUCAAGAUUGAAAAGAUUUUAGUUAAUGAUAAUAUAAUAAGAUAAAGCAAAGUUAAAAAGUAGUUUAGAAAUUGAACAUCCUUUCAAUAAUUUAUUAAAUUUUGGUGGAGGAUUGAAAGUACAAAAAUCUUUAAUCUCAUCUAUAGAAAUAGGAAAAUUAUUUUCAUACUUUCCUGGUAAGAUGAUCUAAUCUAAAUUUGCUUUUAUUCAAUAAUCUCCAGAUUUAGAUUUUAAAGCAAUAGCUAUUGAUGCAUUCUAACCAUAUAUAAACUGUUUAUGUAUUAAUAGUAAGAUUUUUUAAAUUUCAGAUUUUGAUUUUUAAAAUAUGGAUUAGAAAGUUUUAUUACCAGAUUAAGCAAAUUGUGAUAGCUUUACUUUAUUUGGAUGGUUUAAGAUUAUAGAAGUUAUUUAAGAAUCAGAUACAUUUAUAUAUUAAUUUAUAAAAUUGACAUCUAAUUAUGAAGGUUUAUUAUAGGAUCCAAAUUUAUCUCCAUUUUAAUUAUUGUAUAAAAUAUCUCCUAAUGGUAAUUAAAUAAUUACAACUACAUAUAGUUAUAAUUUUCCAUCAGUUAUUAUUAAUUUUGAAGAGAAUCCAUUUCUUAUGACAAAUAAUUUCGAUAUUGAAAAUUUAUAGAAUUAUUGGCAUUUUGUAAAUGUAUAAAUGAUAGGAAGAAACUUUAAAAUUUUGAUAAAAUUUUAUAAUGUAGAUAAAUUUAUUGAAUUUUAAGUUCAAAAUGAAGUGAUGCAAUUUAAUAACUUAUAAUUAAAGUUGGUUAUUGGUAAUAUUAAAUAAAAUAAAUUGGAUUAUUUAAAUGUUUAAUCUAGAAAUUUAGUUUUAUAUAAUUGUGCAUAAACAAUUAAUUAAAAUUAUUGUCAUUAUAGUUGUGAUACAUGUGAUGGUCCAACAAAAUUUGAUUGUAUAUCUUGUUCAAUUGAAUCACAAAGAAUUUAUCUUUCUUAAUUCAAAGCUUGUAUAUGUCCAUAUGAUACUGUAGAUGAGAAAAUCUGUAAAUAAUAUUAGGAUUAUUAAUUAAUUAGUAUAGAUGGAGAUGAAUAGAUUAAUAUAUUAUGUUAAUAUGGUUAUUAUGAAUAUUCAGGUGACUGUUUAAAAUGGUAAUUAUAUAAAUUAUUAUACUUUUAGUCCAUCUAUUAUAAAAGAUAAUGUAAUAUAUUGUAUAGAAUGUAUAUAAAAUCCAAAAAGUUGGAGUACAAAUCCAACUUGUUUAUAUGAUAUAUAUUUAAAUGCCAAUGGAGAUACAUAAUAAAAGUUUUCGUAUUAUGAAGAAUACUUUCUAUUUGAUGGAGAGAAUCUUAAUUAUUGUGAAUUUUGUAAUUAAUCAUAUUCUUUUGUUGUUGAUGAAUAUAAUAUUGAUGAAGAAAUUGAUUAUUAUGUACUUUAACAAUAAGAAUGUGGAGAUAAUGAAUAUAAAUGUUCAUUUUGUGUUUUAUCUGUAAGUGAAAGAUUAUGUAUUAGAUGCAGUAUAGGUUAUAAAAUGAUAGAUUAAAAGUGUAUCAAAAAUAUUGAAGAUUAAAUUUAUUGUCCUUAUCCAAAAUAUUUGACAUCAAGAUGA